Pectinophora gossypiella (pink bollworm) is the source of this 3948-nucleotide messenger RNA. RefSeq names its product DNA fragmentation factor subunit beta (gene Drep4). Bases 40 to 1119 code for a protein of 359 amino acids. Gene Ontology annotation, cellular component: nucleus; cytoplasm. The transcript is spliced from 4 exons. Gene Ontology annotation, molecular function: DNA endonuclease activity. NCBI's taxonomy places the organism in Eukaryota, Metazoa, Arthropoda, Insecta, Lepidoptera, Gelechiidae. The record is from RefSeq and is a predicted model, not a curated record. Gene Ontology annotation, biological process: apoptotic process; apoptotic DNA fragmentation.
CUUUGUUAUUUCUACAAAAGAAUACUUUAUUUUGUAACAAUGAAAAAGGGAUAUAAGGUGACAGACGUUCGUAGAGAAAAAAAGAUUGGUAUCGCCGCUGAAAACUUAAAGGAGUUAAUUGAGAAAUCCUGCAGAAAAUUGGGUUUCAAUGUCAGUUGCGCGGAAUGCCGGCUGUACGUAGCGGAAGACGGCACACAGGUGGACGAUGACGAGUACUUGGGCACGCUUCCGCCGCAGACACUCUUCGUGCUGCUGAAGAGCUCAGAGAAAAUGGUAACUGAUUUUGAAUACUACUAUCAUAUGAUUCGGUCAACAAAGAAGGAUUACAUCAACACUGGCCAAGCUAUACAGCAGUUCCUUAGCACCAAUGUCAAGGAAAAGUUCCGCAUCUUUCAGAAAUAUAUAGUAGCUGCCGAUGAUGCCAAGACCAUGCUCAGUGAACGGACUCAAGAUCCUAACUGGUUUGAAGGUUUGGACAACUCCGAAAGGACUAAAGAGCAAUCAAUGUCAAAACGUGGCAAGGAGCGGAUGCGGAGCUACUAUUAUAAGACAAAGUCUGCACUGCAAUCGUCAGAUGUGUAUGUGCACUCCUGCAAUGGGCGCGGUAAGAAACUCAUAGAUCAGUUCCUUGAAGAUUUGAGAAAGAUACUUGAGACCCACAAGUAUAAUGACACAUACUUCAAUAGAAAGGCAGAAAAGCAUUCACGAUUGUGCAAUGAAAGUGGGCUCUUCAAAUGUGGUGGACUAUGGAGCAGCGACAAUUGCAUUUACGAAGGAGAACACAUUAUAAACCCGUAUAGAAGCCGCGAAGAGCGGAUUAUAUUCCAAACUUGGAACCUAGAUCAUAAAAUUGAGCUCUCUAGAUCCGUUAUCCCUAAAAUUCUUGAGGCAAUUGAAGGACUGUAUACUGGGAAUAUAAAGUGCAUAUCCUGUGAGAAAGACUUCAAGCAAGGCACCAUUGAGACAGACAGAUAUUACCUGCAAAUCUUUACUAAGGAGAACUUGAAGUUGGUGCACAUUGUAUGCCAUUAUAAGGGCAAGCAUGAUGUGGAGUCAGGAGUGUAUACAGUCUGCAAAAAGUGUUUUGUUGGCCAUAGUAAUGCUUGCAUUAUGGAGUAAAGGUUUACAUAAUAUUUAAUCUUAACUAAUUUGAUUUUAAAAAAAUAUAAUAUAGGUAAGUACUGCAGACCGAUUUUCAAACAGCAUUUGUCUUUUAUAUUUUAAAAUGGAGUUAAUAGAUUAAGGAAAUACAUAUUUUGAUUUAAGCUAUCGAAGAUUGCUGUUUAAAAUCAUCCUAUUUUAAAAAUGUAGUAUUAAAUCGCAAUUUGAUAUUAUUCCCUAUAGUCCCAACAGCACUAGAUGGGACUAGUGAGAAUAAUCCCCAAUUUGGUGUUAAGGCAAGACCUGUGAUAGUGCAAUAUAUUUUAUGAUGAAUGAGAUUAAUUGAGUAAACAGGCGUGUUGGAAAACAUUAUAUGCCAAAGAAAAACACAUAUUUUGUCAUUACAUACUGUAGAUAAAGUUAAAAUAUUUAUUUUUAACAAAUAAAAACCGCUACUGUAUAAAAGAAAGACUUCUAUAAGUAAUAUCAAUUUACAGCCUAGUAAAAAAAGGGUAGAAAAUAGAUGAUAAGAACUAUAUUUUUCAACUGAAGCCUAUUUCUAUAAUCUACACUAGAUGUUUGGUUUUUCAAGUUAUAAAUUACUCAAAAUGGCGAAGCGAAUUUAUUUUCUACUCUUUUUCCAAACUAUUGAUACCCUUUGAAAUAUUUUAUGUGUAGGCUUUUAGGAUACUAGUGAAAUUAGUUCUUAUUCAUUGUGAUUUUACAAUUAUUGUUGAGGGUGUUAGGAAGAUUUUUCUAUUCCUUAAAUUGAUCUCCUCUGCCCAUUUGUAGAAUUAAGAUUAGAAAAUAUAGGUACUUAUUAAAAAUCCCAAGUUACUAAAACGACAUUAAAUGUACGUAAACAGUUCCAAUUUUUUCUAAAUGGUUGUGGGAUAUGUUUCUAUGAUAAAGUUUAUCUAAAUAUUUGAAUUAAUUGAAUAUUUACAUAAUAAUUUGCCUUGGUUAGAAAAAUUUAAUCAUAAACGUAAAAAUCUAAAAAGUAACAUUAAACCUCAAUUUGAAUACAGGGUUAUAGAUAGACCGUAAACAAUUUUUGUUUCCAGAUAUAUUUUUAUAAAAGGUUGAUCACGCGUUAAAUGAUUAUUAUUUUAAUAGAUUUCAUUCGCGUAAUAUUAUUCAAAUAGGUUUUUAUUUCGUUGUACUUAAACUGAACAAAAACUAAUCUCAGUGUGGGUUGCCGUUGCAUGCCAGGCCGGGUCUCUUACGUGUUUCACAAUACCGCACCUUGGACACUCCAUACCAAAAUUAAAUUCUUACCGUGUGCCACAUGAGUGCGAGCGAGACAGACACAGCUGGCACGCUCGCCAUCAAAGUAAGACCCAUUAAAAUUCAUAAAUAAGUUAAAUAGAAAAAAAGAUUGAAUUGUUUUUCGGUAGUUUUAAAUCUGUCCUUUCCUUUAGUAAACAGAAUUUCAUAAUUUCUCUUUGACCUAGGUUGUCACCCAUUUGGUCAAAAAUGUACCUACUUACUUCUUUCAUGUGCCUUCAUUAUUGUUUCCUCGUUUCUGAUAAUUGUGUCGCUGGUUAUAUAUGAAUGAAAACACAUGCUUGAGUUUAUAAAUGUGAACUGUAAUACGUUAAAUUGUUUAAAUUAACAAAGUUAGAUAAAAAUCAACACCCUUCGCAAUCAUGUUAUAGGGUAAUAAAAGACAGAGAAAACCGCGGUGUUUGCUAAUUACAAAAUACAAAAUGUGCAGGAGACCCAGCUUCAAGUGUACAAACAAACUGUAUUAAUUUAACUUUUUAUAAUAUUAUUUUCAAUUUAUUAAUGGACUGAUUGCGACUUUAUCGAAUUUGUAGAACAAUUCUAGUGUUUUAAGGCUUUUUGUUUGUUGGGUGCGAAGAAAGGAUUAGAUAGAGACCCUAUUUGAUAGAUAAACUAUCGAUAUGGAUCAUUAAAAUAAAGGGGUGUGUACGGAUCAUUUCAAGUAAGUAAAUGAUAAAAAGUUGGAAAGAGUAAAAAAAUAUACAAUGUGCCCCAUCUAGUUUUAUAUUUAUGUAAAAGAAGGAGCUUUUAACAUAUACUUUUAUUUAUUUUAGAUUUUGUAGUUAUAAGGGUCAUUUUGACUUGUCACUUACAGUUAUUUGUAUUUUCUCGAUUGCACUAAAAUAACACCGAUCCACAUUUACCUACCAUAAAAUGGACACAAAUAAUCUUAAUAAAUAAGAAAUUAAUUUAAUAAUUAAGAUGAGAAGUUUAUUUUGUUAUGAUCAUAUACUAAAGUAUAAAAAUAUGUAUAUAUGUAUAUGUAUGUUAUAUGUUACUAUAAUGGAUAGUCCACAGCAAUAUUUAAAUGUAAGUAGGUAGAUUUGCGUAGAAACACAGAUGACCUAGCAUGGAAAUCAUAUUAUAAUUUGAAUUGAUAGUGGUGUAGACUACUAUUAUUGUCCGAGUAAGCAUACUAGGGUUAAAAUAAAUUCGUCAUGUUGUAGUGUAUUUUUGCCUGUGGUUAAAGGUGUUGUAAAUGCUACUAAUUGGUCAGCAGGGCCUGAAUUUGGGAAUCUCUAUUUAUUCAGCCAAAUAACUUUUUAUUUGAGAUUUAUGAAAUACUGCUCAAACCACUCGCGCCACUGGCAAGAAUCAGUCCAUCGUAUCAAACAAAAUGUAUAAUGUAGAUGCUUCCAAAUAUAGCUUUAUAGUGUAGUGUGGUAGUGUGUUCAUUAGCCAUUGUUAUGUCUCACAGUAUACAGUAUUAUCGACCUUCUCCUUUUAGAGACGACUUUGUAAUUGUAUAGGUUAGGAAAUUAUAUCAUUAUUGGGUAUUGUAUAAUAUAACAUUACGAUCGGCAAAGGAUUGACACAAGAUGAUCGAACACAAGGCAAGAA